This is a messenger RNA of Phycodurus eques (leafy seadragon), 2371 nucleotides long. It is a transcript of the gene erlin1, whose product is annotated as ER lipid raft associated 1. The record is from RefSeq and is a predicted model, not a curated record. Gene Ontology annotation, biological process: SREBP signaling pathway. NCBI's taxonomy places the organism in Eukaryota, Metazoa, Chordata, Actinopteri, Syngnathiformes, Syngnathidae. Gene Ontology annotation, cellular component: endoplasmic reticulum; endoplasmic reticulum membrane. The coding region runs from base 107 to 1099 and encodes 330 amino acids. The transcript has 12 exons. Gene Ontology annotation, molecular function: ubiquitin protein ligase binding; cholesterol binding.
CAGCACUAUCGAGUCAAAACCAAAACUGUGGGGGUUGAGUGGGAUGAGUCGUUGAGUGACCACAAGGAGAGGCGUUUGUACAAGAUAGUGGUGAGAGCCAGCGAGGAUGAUGCCGCAUGUGGGGGCUGUGUUUGCAGCAAUAGCAGGAGUGACGGCUGUCCUGCUCCAUUCCUCCAUUCACAAAAUAGAGGAAGGGCACCUUGCUGUCUACUACAGGGGUGGGGCUUUGCUGAUGAGUCCCAAUGGUCCUGGAUAUCAUAUCAUGCUGCCUUUCAUUACCACCUACAGAUCAGUGCAGACUACACUUCAGACUGAUGAGAUCAAGAAUGUACCUUGUGGAACAAGUGGCGGGGUGAUGAUCUAUUUUGACAGAAUAGAGGUUGUCAACAUGCUGGUCUCCUCAGCAGUUGUGGACAUAGUGAGGAACUACACGGCCGACUAUGACAAAACUCUGAUUUUCAACAAGAUUCACCACGAAUUAAACCAGUUCUGCAGCGUCCACACACUCCAGGAGGUCUACAUAGAGCUCUUUGAUAUAAUUGAUGAAAACCUGAAGACUGCUUUACAGAAAGACCUUAACGUGAUGGCCCCUGGACUUACCAUACAGGCUGUCCGUGUAACUAAGCCAAAGAUCCCCGAGUCUAUCAGGAGGAACUUUGAACUCAUGGAAGCAGAGAAGACGCGUCUCCUAAUUACCGCUCAGACUCAGAAGGUUGUUGAAAAGGAGGCGGAGACUGAGAGGAAGAAAGCCAUUAUUGAGGCUGAAAAGGUUGCUCAGGUAGCUGAGAUCCAGUUCCAGCAGAAAGUGAUGGAGAAAGAGACAGAGAAAAGGAUCUCAGAAAUUGAGGAUGCCGCAUUUGUGGCCAGGGAAAGGGCCAAGGCAGAUGCAGAAUACUACACCGCUGCCAAGUUUGCUGAAGCAAACCAGCUGAAGUUAACCCCCAAGUACCUUGAGCUGAUGAAGUACCAAGCCAUAGCGACUAAUAGCAAGAUCUACUUCGGCCAGGACAUCCCCAACAUGUUUGUGGAGGGAAACCUCGGACCGCCAAAAGCCGAAAACAGUCACAAGGCACCUGAGCAAGACUUGCGGAAAUUUUAAAAGUGAUGUUUACACUGGGUCUUAGACAGCAAAGAGAGAUUGGGAGGAUUUCCAUUGAUCAAAAACCAGAAAGAAGAAGAUAAUAAAAGGGAAUUCUCUUGUUUUGUUUUUGUUUUUUUAAGCUUAAGAAUGAAAAGCCUGCUAAAAGCUCAUUUGCCUGUAAUGCGACAGCAAGGAGUUGACUAAAUUGGCUUAACUUUUUAUUUUUGCUUUUAGCGAAUCUCGUCGGAUGCAAACAUGAUGACUGUUGACACGGAUUAUGUGGACUGGAAUGCAGCGGGUGACACUAAUUAGAAUCAAGAGGGUAUUUGUUUUGUGUGUGAGGGAUGUUCAGUCAAUGGCAGAGAGAGGCAUUUAUUUCUUUGGUUUCUAGUUGGGCAUUUCUUGGUUGCGGGUCAAACUGUGCACUGUGGCGUUCGCCUGCUGCUAAAAGAAAGCAAGCUUCCUCCAGAAAAUGCUAAUGAGAAUGUAAACAACGUUCCAGCGUAAGAGGUUUCUGUUCUUAUUUGGUCUGCUGAUUUGUCAUGUUAUGGGCUGGUGCUGAUGAUGAACGUCGUGCCUACUAAUAUCUGCCAACCCUUUCUGUUUAGAGCUUAUCGAGAUAUCUCAGGAAAAUUAAAAUUAGUCAGAUAAAUUAUGAGUUUUUCUUAAUGUUGAUACUGGAUCCGAAUGCUAAUCCUUUAAGUUCUGCUGAAUUUUACUGUUCUAGGUUAGAAGAAAGCUGUGCGAUUGAGAUGCAAGAAAAUAAGCCUAAAGGUUACACAAUCGCUCCACGGUCAGCACAAACUGCAGUGGCUCGGUCUUUGCCAAACAAAAUGAAAGUUGUAAUAACACUAGCAUCCUCUUUUUUUUGUGUGUAAAUUGCGGUGAAUAAUAGUGCUUGUGCGGGGAUAGUUUGACUUUUUCUUCUUCUCGGCUUUGUUUAAGGAAAAUGCGAGUUAGUCAGGUUUAACAAUGGCGGUCAGUCACGCUGUGGUGCAUCAGCGUUGACGUGAGCUACUUACACUGACACUACUUGUGUUCUGAGAGACAUGCGCUGAUGUUUACGUGACCGCCAAAUGGUUGCACUCUUCUUCCGCUUGCUGUGGCGGUGGCUGCAAAUAACCAUGCAAAUGAGUUGGUACAAAUCACUCAACAGGAUUUAUUUCUUCUCGUUGAUAUUUUGUACAAUCGGUGAAAUUCUCUGAAAUUGUUUCUCCUUAUUUUUAAAAGGGUUUAUAUGCAAAAAGUGUUUUGACAAUGUUCUUAAAUAAAGCCUAUUUUGAUACCUCU